AUGCCCUCCAGCACACCCAUCGCAUCACUAAAGAGUCUGUCAGACAGCAACGCCUGGCAGAGAAGCACCCGCACCGCUGGCGUGUCGUACAAGUGCGGGCAGCGCUGCCGGAGAAUUUGGCUGACGGUCUGCAGCGCGAAGGAUGCGGCGCCUGCAGAUGACGUCAGGCGCGGUUGGCUCAGCACCGCCUCCAGUGCGUGCUCGGUGAGGCGCUGGCACGGCGUACGGUGCUGCAAGACGCUCAGCAACACCUCCAUGGGCGACGGUGCGUCGGGGUGUAGCAGCAACGCGUCGAGGUCCACGGAGCCACGCUCGAGGUAG
This is a messenger RNA of Trypanosoma grayi, 321 nucleotides long. RefSeq lists its product as hypothetical. The transcript has a single exon. Lineage: Eukaryota; Euglenozoa; Kinetoplastea; Trypanosomatida; Trypanosomatidae. Bases 1 to 321 code for a protein of 106 amino acids. The record is from RefSeq and is a predicted model, not a curated record.